Molecule: messenger RNA, 366 nt
Organism: Penicillium malachiteum
Lineage: Eukaryota; Fungi; Ascomycota; Eurotiomycetes; Eurotiales; Aspergillaceae
Exons: 2
Coding region: 1-366 (121 amino acids)
Source: RefSeq, a predicted model, not a curated record
AUGUUCAAGCUUUUCUUAACUCCUAUUCUCGUUGGUUUUGAAACACCUAAUCGCAACGGCCACUUCCCUACUAUGACUUUCAGGAAAAACAGAGGAUUUUCCUGUGCACUUAAGCCUAGACCUCAGGUUGAUGAAGACUCGCCAGGAAAUACCAAGUCUGCUGGACGCUGUCUAGCAUACAACGAUGAGUUUACGGACUCGAGGGAAGAGCAAGGAUUGCGAAGGAGAGAUCUGGAAAAAAUUCAGCGAGAGCUCUAUCACCGAGAGUCUCGUCUGCGCGAUACGCUUUCCAAGCUACCACCAGUUUUACAACUAGACUACAAUCAUUUGAGAGGUCAAAGUCUGUGGUAUAUGCGCAAUCAUUGA